Messenger RNA from Saccharomycopsis crataegensis, 1608 nucleotides. RefSeq lists its product as uncharacterized. NCBI's taxonomy places the organism in Eukaryota, Fungi, Ascomycota, Saccharomycetes, Ascoideales, Saccharomycopsidaceae. Gene Ontology annotation, biological process: regulation of cell cycle phase transition; positive regulation of nuclear cell cycle DNA replication. The record is from RefSeq and is a predicted model, not a curated record. The coding region runs from base 1 to 1608 and encodes 535 amino acids. Gene Ontology annotation, molecular function: nucleic acid binding; zinc ion binding; protein serine/threonine kinase activator activity. The transcript has a single exon. Gene Ontology annotation, cellular component: Dbf4-dependent protein kinase complex.
AUGGAUGCAGCAGAAAGGACCAAGCGUAAACCACUUGGUGAAAAGGAUGUCAAUUCUAUCCAGGCUAGUGUUAAGCUAAAGCAGAAGCAGAUUCAACUCCAUCUUUUUAAACAACAACAGCAACAACAACAAAAAGAGAAGCAAAUAUUUGUUAAACCUCUAAAUCUAACCAAGGAGAUAUCUUCAAGGCCUCAAGCGGCCAGAAACCUUCAAGUACUCUCGAAACGAGAUCCGGCCAAUAUACAAUUGCAGCGAAACAAGGAAAUACAAGAGUAUAAGAAGCUUGUUCAAUCUAGUGUCAUAUAUAUCGAUAACUCAUACCCAAAUACCUCGAUAACUUUAAAGAAAAUUCAGGCUAUAAAAGAGGCUUUAAUAGCUUACGGUGCAAAGUUUAUACCUUUCUUCAGCGAGAAAGUCACGCUAAUCAUAUCAGCCAGGGAAUUUGAUAAGACAUUAAAAUACCCACAACAUGAUAUCUUCUAUCACAUUGAUGGAGUCAAAAAAAGAGUCUGGUGUUACAAAAAAGUGGCCAAGAUAUUGAGAUACAUUGGUCAUGUUACAGAAUUGAGAGAUGAAAAAUCAUUGUCUACAUUGUUACAACAGGAGAAGAAUGACUACGGGGAAGGGCUAGUGUAUUUCAAUAAUGAGUAUUUCUAUGUUUAUGACUUGCUGAAGAAGUACAGUGCAAUCGCAAUUAAAGAGUGGAAAGGUGAUGAUGAGUUUCCAAAAAUGCUGGAGACAGUUAGAGGAAAAUCGUUGUUCAGCAAAAAGAAUUUUAGUCAAUCAAAGUUACAGAAUUGGAGACAACAAGAAACAAUUCACGGAAAAAUUCUAAAGGCACAAAGACAAAGAUUAAAAGAUCUUUGCUUUAUUGAUAGUGAUAUCGAUAACGAGGAUAAUACAAUUUACGCAUAUCAUGAAAGAUCAUUGAAUGAUAGUGAUUUGAUUAGAGAGGCUAGAUUUGAAGAUAGCGAUGACAUUCUGUCCAGCCCAAUGAAUGCUAAAACAAGUAGUGAUGAGGAAUCUCCGAUAAAAUCAAAAGAAUCCAUGGUACUUAAUGAUAUGAGUGCAUAUGGAAUGGCAGGGGCUUCAGAAGACAACAACGCAGAUUCCGCGAUAAGUGAAAAACUGGGGUUUUCGAAUAAUGUUUUGAAUUUUCAGUAUUCAGAUAUGAUUGCCUCUGGGAUUACUACCAAUAGUUCGGUACCUGCUAUUCUUUCCACUAAUGCUGGCGUCAUGGUAACUGGAAGAAUGAAUAUAAAUCCAUUUUUGUCAAAGAACAAGAAUUUGAAGAGGAGAUUGAUAGCUGGGGGAGACUUUUCAAAACGACAGAAGGUGCCUGCUCAAGUGAAGAGAAUUGUUGAAAAACAGCAAGAUCAGCGAAAUCCCGGAGAAGAAAAGAAAAAUAAAAAUAAGAAGAUUGAUCACGACAGACUAAAAGGCUUGAAUAAGUGUGAAAAUUGUAACACAUAUUUUUCAGACUUCCAAAAGCAUUGCAAAACAAGGAAACAUGUUGCCUACGCCACCGAUCCAAGUAACUUUAUUAACAUUGAUAAUUUAAUUUCUGAGUUGAAUAGUACCAGAAGAAAAAUGCCGAUAAAGCAGUGA